Dinoponera quadriceps is the source of this 2646-nucleotide messenger RNA. RefSeq names its product transmembrane protein 145-like. The record is from RefSeq and is a predicted model, not a curated record. The coding region runs from base 1033 to 2451 and encodes 472 amino acids. NCBI's taxonomy places the organism in Eukaryota, Metazoa, Arthropoda, Insecta, Hymenoptera, Formicidae. The transcript has 4 exons. Gene Ontology annotation, biological process: G protein-coupled receptor signaling pathway; response to pheromone.
AACGAUCAAUAAGCGGUCAGUGAGAAAAAAAUGCUCGAGCCAUUUUGUUUCUUCAGCGUGUCUAAUUAUAUUUUCAAUUUCUAAUUAUUCUUAAGCAAUAUGAAAAGAGAAAAUUAGUCCAUCGUACAUACAUCACAUCUCUGAUAUAUAUAUAUAUAUAUAUACUAAUGGCGUUUUCGAUUUGCUGACCCGGGCAGCGUUCCGAUAAUCUUUGCAGUAUCGCAAUCUAUACUUUGUAAUACUGUGGCGAUUACCGGAAUGCUGUCAGAUUCUGCUCGGAUCAACAAAUCCGGCGUAAGACUUAAUAUCGCUCUCAAGGUAAAAACGUCAAUUUUUUCUUCAAAGAAAAGUAAUCAAGCGAGACACGGGUUGUAACGCGGAUAUUAUACUUGCUCGCUCUGCGUCACGAGUAAUCAAUUGGAAUAGCUGGCGACACGCUGCACAUGCAUAUUGCAUGUCGCGCAAAUGUCAGGGACACACGGGCGUCCGCGGUUCGUUCAUUCGAAUUUCCUUCCACAUUCCUUGCUUCCCCUCUCAAAACAAACAAAAACGAAUCUAUACUUAACCAUAAAGUAGAAAAUUAACGGCGCUGUCAAAUACGAACAAACUUUUUCUAUUAUGACGGUGGUUAUAAAUUGCUUGUCGCUAACCGAAUAUGGUAACAGAUAAUCGAUUUGGCUGUCUUCAUAUUCGUGCCCAAUAUAUUUCACCGUGUAUAUCGCCAAUGAAUCGUGCUAGCAGAGGGUAUGAUGUCCUCCUAAAGGCGGACAUUUUAACAUGUUGCUGUAAUGCAACACACAAUAUUGCGAAUGAUUCCUGCAUGCAGUCCGUGCAUGGGAAAUAAUUUGUAUUUUAUAUAAUUGUAAAAAGAUUGCGGAAGAGAAGAAUGUGAAAGAACGAAACAGAGAGUCGAAUCCUCCCUGAUUUUUGCAUAAACCGCACACGUUUAUAAUCAAUUCGACGCUCGUUACCACACCGGUAUUGAUCAAAGCGUCGCCUCGACAGUGCGUCCGUAGUGAUCGCGCGGUAGUUAUGUGCGGAGGAAUCGUCGCACGAGCGUCGCGCACACGAAAAUCGCUGGGCUUUUUACUGCUGCUCUUUUCGAUCGCGCACUUACCGCGACACGCCGAUGCGAAAAUACUUCGCGGUGACCUGGUGACGAGCGAAAAUUGGGCAUUCGUCGCGAGGUUCUGCUUCCUGACGGAACGUGGUACGUUCCGGUACCACUUUCAAUUGGGGGGCGAGGAGCGUGAUCUGAAUCUCCUGCUGUAUUACGACGCGGCUCACCAGUGGCCCAGCAUCUAUCCGUCCAACAAGACAUGCUGGGAGAAGGAGAGUAUCCUCGACAUCGACCACGGCCAGAUAAUACCGCUGAACACAUCGACGCGGUUGUCCGGUUGCGUCCAGGGUGACGAUGGUGUCGUGCGAUGCGACAGCCGGAGGAGAUUCAUAUCGGCCCGGCCGAGAUGGUGGUACGUCGCCCUGGCAGACUGCUCCUCCAAGAACGGCUUAAACGUCACGUACUGGAUGUCGUUGACCAACGCACCACCCGGCACAUUCUGGAGGGAGCACUUCUCCGCGGACGAAUUCUACAUACUGCCGGUGCUGAUUACGACCGCUUGCAUCUAUGUGAUACUGGUGACGCUCAGUCUCCAUAUAGCGCUGCAGCUGCGCUCCAGGAGGCUGCUGCAUAUAUCCUACAAACUGUUUGUGGCCUCCCUGCUCUGUCAAUUGCUAGGCGUGUUGUGCGAGAUCUACAGUUACGUUAAUCUCGGCCUGAGAGGAAUACCGGCAAUCAACGCGUAUCUGCUGGGCCAGCUCUCCGAGGCGUGCUCCGAGACCCUCUACACGGUGCUGAUGCUGUUGCUCGCGCUCGGCUACACCGUCACCAAGAGCGUCCUGACCACGUCGCAAGUACGAUGGCUCGUUACGUUUGUCGGCACCACCGCAUUCCUGCAAAUGUUGCUGUACAUCUACGAGUUCGCGAUAUUUGACCCGGGAGUGGUGCUGUACAUUUACGAAUCGCCGCCGGGCUACGGACUGAUAGCGCUCAAGUUGAUCGCCUGGUUCGUGUUUAUCACUCGCUGCUGCAAGACCAUCAGGAAGUUAAACAGCAAGCUCCAUUUCUACGCUUCGCUUCUCUCCUUGGGCUCGGCGUGGUUCCUCUGCCAUCCGUUAACGGUGCUGACCGUCACGAUAUUCGUGGACAAAUGGGUGAGGGAAAGCGUCGCCAAAGGCAGCUCCCUUUGGAUUGUCUUCUUGGGUCACGUAACCUUUUUAUAUGUAACACGACCGUCCGUGAACAACAAACGUUUUCCAUUCCACAUUAGAACAUGUCAAGUUGUGCCCAUAGGCGGUCAAGGGCAAGAUCACGGCUAUGAACCUGGUCCUCGAACUGCAGUUACAGCAUUUACUAUCGCACGAACGCCAGCUUAUCUUAGCAGUAAUUAAUCACACUGAAAGUAGAUAGUGAAAAGGGAGAGGAUAAUAUGUAGGUAGAUGUGUGCAACCACUGGAAUGCACUGACAACUCUGUGGCUUAAAAAGCAAACAUCAAAAUAUUUUUCUACUACGGCCCGCAGCGAUUACGCAAAUCUUUACGCGAGAUUGUUCUCUUACUUCUCACUAAAGUCUUUAUAGUAAAGUA